CCCGGGGACUGCAGAGUGCAGCUUGGAGGAACGCUCAGAUCUGACAUUUCAUAAUCUUUUCACUUUUUUUCUUGCACUUUGACAGGUAAAUGUUCAUAUUUAUAUUAUACCCCUAAUAUUUACCUAAUUAAUGCCCUAAUAUCUACUUAAUAUUUAGCUUCUUACUACACAUCUCUAGUCUCUCUCUUUCAGCUUUUCUCGUGCGACAUAGGCUAGGGUAUACGCAAGCCUCUCUGCCAUUCCUCUACUCUUGAAAUCCCAGGAAAGGCUAUAUAUAGGCUACAAACGCUAUAUGACAUUUAUUUUGAACAUGUUUUAUACUAGGCAUAAUAGCCUAUUCGAGGAGAGAAGGAUGCUUGCUCUUGUUAAUAGUGGAAUGUAAAAUAUGCCUACAGCAUAGGACAAAUUAAUAGUUGGGGAAAGUUGAGGAGAGAGAGUGCAUUGACAUAAUUUUGACCGGUGAUCAUCACAUUGUUGCAUGUAUUGCGAAUGGUUGCACCGGACAGACACAAAUAAGAUUCAAAAUAAUUGACAAACAUUAGAAAAAUGGAAAUCACUUGAAAGCCACUUGACAACAAGGCAAGCAAUGACAUGCUGUACAUACAGGCUAAACGGUGUUUGUUGUUGAUACAUUUAAAUAUGAGUUUCAAUAUUAUUUUUCAUUACAUGUACAUUGAAGUGUUAUUUGCAGUUGUCACUAUGACAAUGAACACACCCUGAAAGACCAGAUAUCUGUGUUACCACCAUAUUAAUAGGCCUAGAGGAUGCAUUGGAUCAGUUGAUAGACAGGUGUACAAAAUAACCUUACACUUUCCUCUAGAGUGGAUGUUUGCCAACAAGUUGUUGUCAUGUAUAUUUGUGUCGUUAUAGUAAUCGUUCUUGGUGUGGAUAGCCUACCAUGUAAGCACGGAAAUACAUUGAGCCACUGAUCAUUAUAACUUUACUAUUUUCGCCACCAGGUGUCGCAGUGUACCUCUCUAGUUUAAUGACGUGGUGAUAAAUUGCGGGGCGCUGCGCAUUCGCGGGAACCACUUUAAUCAUUAGCAUGUGACCAAUGGGAUUGGAUAUGCAAAUAUGAGGCGCUCGAACUCCUGUUUCCGCGUUAAAUUCGUGGAUUGGGAAAGGUGAGAGUAGAGUCAGAUGCUCAAAGACGAGACGAGACGUGCAGACACACACGGACACUAAAUUUCACUGGGACGUUACUGGAGGGACCAUCAGUGAAUAUUCUGAUUUCCACGUGGAUAAUUUUCCUAUGUGCAAUAUGACUUUUGAGGAAACCAGUGGAGAAAACUCUAUAGAAAGGAUGGAUUCGGUGUCUAAAGCAUUGGAGGAGGUUAUCACCUCCGCGUUACCCCAAGGUUGCGUCACUGUAGGAGUCUACGAGGCAGCAAAGUCACUCAAUUUGGACCCGGAUAAUGUGGUACUGUGCCUCCUGGCCACAGAUGAGGAGCAGGUCGUGGACGUGGCUUUACAGAUCCACUUCACCCUGAUUCAGGCUUUCUGCUGCGAGAACGACAUCAACAUCCUGCGGGUCAGCAACAUGAGGCGCCUCGCUGAGAUACUUGGAGGAGUGAAGCCUGGAGAAGAGCCCAUGGACCUGCACUGUGUACUAGUUACUAAGUCAAGCACGUGCAAGGACCCAGCUCUGAGCAAAGUGAAUCGCUUCUGUAGAGACAGUCGAAUACUGGACCAGUGGGUCCCCAUCAUCAACUUACCUGACCGAUGAGCAAGCAGCAUGGACUCCACGUGACUACUUUAUAUUGAAGCACAGCACACUGCACUAGAUCUGUGUAAUAAUGCCUUGGUUGGAACUCAUGAACAAACCUCAUUCAACAGAGGGAAGGAGAAUAAGAGAACCUGCUGGAUCAGUGUGGAUUUUAUGCUGAGGAUUUCAGCUGAGGUAAAGGGAUUUAGCAUUCUGGAUUCCAGGACUGCCAAGGUAACAAUGUUAUGACUAAUGCGAAGGUAGCGAUUGGUCGUUGGCAUGACUUGAUCCUCAUGCCCAGGCGCUGCCAUUACAGGAAGCUGACUCAUGUAAGCACACAGCAGAGCAGACAUACACACGUAGUGCUGAGCAGAGCAGAGUGCACAAGGCAGCAAGGGAUUGGAAUCUCCUGGAUGCUCGAAGGACUGACUCCAAGGACCAUACUCAAGGACAGAACUAAACCAAACUAGAGUUUUCUGAACUGGACCGGAGUAGUCUGGACUAGUCUGGGACUACAGGAUGGAUCAAAUUUCCAUGUGGGUAUACUCUGCAUGUUAAAGGUUUAUGCAAUUUUAUCAGUAACUUACUGUAUUAUUCAAGUUGUUGUGGAUGGGAAAAGAGUCUCUGGCUCAUUAACAUAUUAUGGUCAGCCUUGUAAGAGGCUAUAUUUGUUGCACCCGUGGUGAGAAUGCUGAGCCCCCAAAGAAUACAGUAAUAUACUGUAUUUUAGGGAUUCUACAAACCUUGUCCUGAAACUCUACAGUAGCCAAUUGCUGCCAGUCAUAUACUGUAAUUCAGAAUACAGUACCAAUACCGCAUUUUUGGAGCGCCAAAAAAUGUUGGAACACUCAUUAACAUAUGUUGAUGCGUGUCUUGUAAGAGGCUAUAUUUGUUGCAUCCGUUAGUGAGAGUACCAAUUUACGUGAUACAGUAUGUGGUAGUGGUUCCCUAACAAUGCAAUGUAUAUAGGGGACAGAUCAGAGUGUCAGCAAGUCUCAAACCUUUAAUAGUUGAGUGGUGAUCUAUUUUGAUCUGUUUUGCCCUUUAGUCACUGUCAGUUUAGAAGCCUUUGUUAAAGCAUAACGUGCAAGUAAUAUAAAACAGCUAGUAUUCAUUAAUAUGCUGUAAUAUGAAAAUGCCAACAGCCAACCUGCUUUUCUAAUCCCUUGUAAUUACAGUAAAAUACUGUAUUUUCUUACAGUUUAGUGACUGUUACUGUGUUUCAUUGCUCUGACAUCAAGUUACCAUGAAUAUCUCUAUUGUAUUGGCACUAUCCAGAGAUUGUCAGCGAUAUAUCAUAAGAUAUCUUGUUGUAAUUAUAAUAAUUUUGAGGACCAAUGUAUCUUUAACUACAACAUUUUCAGUAAUGGUUUUUUUAAAAAAAAUGUUUUACUUGCUAUGACUGUGAUAUGUAUUUUUCUUUUCUUAUCUACCUUGGUUGAAUGCACUGACUAAGUUGCUAAGGACAAGAGUACCUGCUAAAUUACCAAAAUGCUAAAAUUAAAAUAAAACAUUUGCAAAGAACACUGGGUAAUGUGUCGCUGCAUGGGGAAUUCCAGUAAUAUACUCUAAAUUAGAAUACAGUAACAUUUUUGGUACUGCAAAAUCUAUUACCAUAAUGUAUUACAGUAGUUGUACUGUAAAAUAAAUUAUAGUAAAUUAUUGGCCAAUUUCUGCCAGUAAGUUAGUGUACAUUGUACAGGAAACGUUCUAGUGUGGAAAAAAUACAUCACAACUGUAAUUUAUAUGAUCUUGAUUAUUUCUGAAAUUGUUAUUUUGAGAAUUAUUUAAAUUAAGAGGGAAGGUCUUGUUUAGGUCAUUAUCAGCACAAACCAAUGUAUUGACUUAAACAUUAACUUUGUUGUUUUGUUUAAUUCAAUGUUUAUGUUAAUUUAAUGAAUUGAUGUCGCAAUGUUCAUCAACAGCUACCUUUGCAGAGAAAUAAACAAAACUGAACUAAA
Oncorhynchus gorbuscha (pink salmon) is the source of this 3666-nucleotide messenger RNA. RefSeq names its product growth arrest and DNA damage-inducible protein GADD45 alpha-like. Gene Ontology annotation, biological process: regulation of cell cycle. The record is from RefSeq and is a predicted model, not a curated record. NCBI's taxonomy places the organism in Eukaryota, Metazoa, Chordata, Actinopteri, Salmoniformes, Salmonidae. The transcript has 4 exons. Gene Ontology annotation, cellular component: cytoplasm; nucleus. Bases 1253 to 1726 code for a protein of 157 amino acids.